CGCUCCCGCAUCCCGGCCCCUGCACGCCCCGCAGCCGCCGCACGCCCCGCCGGCCGGAACAUGGACUCCGACUCGUGCGCCGCCGCCUUCCACGCGGAGGAGUACUCCCCAAGCUGCAAGCGGCGCAGGACCGUGGAGGACUUCAACAAGUUCUGCACCUUCGUCCUGGCCUAUGCCGGCUACAUCCCGUACCCGAAGGAGGAACUCCCCCUGAGGAGCAGCCCCAGCCCUGCCAACAGCACUGCGGGCACCGUGGACAGCGAUGGCUGGGACGCUGGCUUCACGGACCUUGCGGGCCCCGUGGCGUUGCCCGUCUCUGACCGCUGCUUCAGCCACCUGCAGCCCACCCUCCUGCAGCGAGCCAAGCCCAGCAACUUUUUGCUGGACAGAAAGAAAACGGACAAGCUGAAGAAGAAGAAGAAGAGGAAGCGAAGGGACAGCGGCGAGCCCGUGACGGAGAGCUACCGGAGCAGCUUGAUGAAGCUCGAGGCCCCCGACGCGUUUGUGGAGCCCCCCACGAGCCCCACGCUGCAGGACAUCCCCCAGGCCCCUAGCGACCCCUGCUCCGGCUGGGACUCUGACACUCCCUCGAGCGGAUCUUGUGCCACUGUGUCCCCCGAUCAGGGCAAAGAGAUGAAAAUGGAAGGCAAACGGACUAUCGUCCGGCAGGGGAAGCAGGUGGUGUUCCGAGACGAGGACAGCACCGGCAACGACGAGGACAUCAUGGUCGAUUCUGACGACGAUUCCUGGGACCUCGUCACGUGUUUCUGCAUGAAGCCAUUUGCUGGCCGCCCCAUGAUUGAGUGCAACGAGUGCCACACCUGGAUCCACCUGUCCUGUGCGAAGAUCCGCAAGUCCAACGUCCCCGAGGUGUUCGUCUGCCAGAAGUGCCGGGACUCCAAGUUCGACAUCCGCCGCUCCAGCCGCUCCCGGAUGGGCUCCCGGAAGCUGUUUCUGGACUGAGCGCCGGGCGCCUGGAGUCCCGGGAUGGCGAGCACAGAACUCUGAGCUCUGGUGCGGGCAGGUCCCCGCCACUCAGGUGCCUAAGCAAAGGGACAGGCUGUCCGGGGCCAACAGACUGUAUAGCCGGUGACCGAAUAAAGCCUUGUGCUGGCCAGAGCUGCUGCCAGACCUCUGCUCUGGGCUGUGACUGGACCCUUGGGCUGUGGGUGCGGCUCGGCCCCAUUUUGGUUGUCAUUGUCAGCAGGCGCCUGGUGCCCGCCUGCUGGGGCGAGCGUAGCUGGUUCUCUGGCAUCCACUUUGUUAGGAGAGUUGCUCCUGCCUGGCCUGGCCGGGAACAGCCAUACGUGUUGGUGUGUCCGUCUUUACCGUAAGUGUCUGGGCUGCCUCUGCCCGGCGGCUGGCCGUGAGCAAUUCUUUGGUUUCUCCUGUUUGUUCAGAAAGGGACAGGGCGGCCACGACCCUGGAAGGGGCUGCUCGGGGUCAGGUGGCCCUUGUUCAUAGCCUGGCUGCCCGUCUUGCACGGUGUGAACUCCUGUCUUUUUGCACGAUGCUGCUGUGAGUGUGUUGGCUGCUGCUUGCUGAGACAGGCAAGCUGUGUCCCAGCCUGGGAGCGCUUGUACUCGAGUCUUCCUCGCUCUGUUCGUGUCAGGCAAUCUUUGGGGAAGUGUGGAGGGUGGCCCCCGGGUGGUUCUUCACGGCCCUCAGGCUGGCAGGAUGGUUUGUGGAGUGCUCUGGCUUUAGAAUCGGUGCAGAGUAUGUUGGCGUUGGCCUGCAGACGCAAAGCCCUAUGGUGUUGGGGUUUCGGAGGUCCAGGUUGGAAUCCAGGCCCAGGCCCGGGAGGCCCUGGGCAUCCUCGUGGACCCCGCUGCAGGGCUGUGCCAGCCAGGCCGAGCCAGGCUUUCAGAGUUGCAAUUAGUGAAGUGUUUGUCCAUCUGUUUCUCCUGAGCCUCGUUGUAAGGCCCGAGAAGUAAUGCUGUGUUCUUUGUUUGCAAGGGGAAGGGUGCCAGGGCUUCCUGCCGCCUGGGGGACCCCCGGCCCACUCCUGGGCACCUGGGCUCCCUCGGGUGCUGGGGUCGCAACUAACCGGUGGAAGUUUGGG
Molecule: messenger RNA, 2062 nt
Organism: Ochotona curzoniae (black-lipped pika)
Lineage: Eukaryota; Metazoa; Chordata; Mammalia; Lagomorpha; Ochotonidae
Gene: PHF13
Product: PHD finger protein 13
Exons: 4
Coding region: 61-963 (300 amino acids)
Biological process (GO): mitotic chromosome condensation
Molecular function (GO): chromatin binding
Source: RefSeq, a predicted model, not a curated record